AUGCUCGCCGUCGCCACUCCUCCCCACCCUCCUGCUCUCGCGGCACCAUCGCCGUCAAACCUCGACCCCGCCACGCCCACACCCACCCACAUCGCUUUCGUCACCUGGCCCGCCGUCGGCCAUGUCACCCCCAUGAUGGACUUUGCGCUGGCGCUCCUCGACGCCCAGCCCCACACCAUCCUGUCCUUCCUCACAUCGCCCGACAUGGUGGCAUUCCUCGACCGCGCGGGGCACACGCGGUCAGAGUUUGGCAGCCGCCUCCGCAUCAUUCCCACUGGCAGCGAGGCGCUGGGCGACAACCCGCUCGACGACGAGCCGAUGAAGCUCACCGAGGCGGCCAAGGGCGUGGACAAGAACACGAGCUUGCUCAAGACCAUGCGGGCCGCGACGCAGAUUGCCGUGCACUUCCGCGAGGUCUUUCCGCUGCUGCUCGCCGACAAGCCUGUCGCCGACGUACCGUCCGCCGGCGCCCCCGUCACGAGCGUCGUCUGCAACUGGAUGACGUUUGGGAUCGACCAGUUGGUCAAGGCCAUCGCGCCGUCGACAAAGCUGUUCUCCUUUUUUGACCACAGCUGCUUUUUCAGCACGCGUAUUUUGGGGCCUCGUGCUGAUGGCGGUCUAGGAGGCGUUGCUGGGCUUUGGGCUGAGUACUGCACCGCGACGGGACACGUCCCCGACGACAAGGCCGAGCUCGAGCGCCAGUUUGGCAGACGAUUCGGCGACGACGUCUACUACAUCCCCGGCAGCGACAUUGUCCCCAUCAAGGACUGCGAGAUGUCGCCCCAGGCCCCGGCGUACCUGCUCGACAUUCCAAUCACACCGUCCCUGCUCAACAUCCAGGGUUUGGUUGAGCGCAGCGACGCCAUGCUCAUCAACACGUACGGUUGUGUCGAGCGCCACACGCUGGACUUUCUCGAGCCGUCGAUCAAGACGCCGAUUGUGCCCAUCGGGCCGGUCAUGCUCGGGCGUGUGGGGGCGAAAGAGGGAGGCUCGGCUGUCACGUCGUUCCUCGACGCCCAGCCUGCCGCGUCAACGCUGUACGUGUCGUUUGGCACGCUGUUCCGCCCCAACCCCGAGCAGCUGGCCGACAUGAUCGAGACGCUGCUCGAAGAGUACGACAUUCCAUUCGUCUGGACGCUCGGCGGCCAAAAGUCGCUCACGGCCGAGCUGCACAGCAUCGACGUGGGGCGUGUCGAGGCGAUCAACCGCAAGCUUGACGCGGCCGUGGCGGCGGGCAAGGCGCACAUCUGCAACUGGGUAGACCAGCACGCCGUGCUCAACCACCCCAACGUCGGGUUCUUCCUCUCGCACGGCGGGUGGAACAGCGCAACCGAGACCCUGCUCGCCGGCAAGCCCAUGAUCCUGUUCCCGUUCUUUGGCGACCAGCUGUUCACUGCCAGGGUGCUCGAGGCUCGCGGUGUUGCGACCGUGAUCAACAGCUCGAUUGACCAGCCGAUCGUCGACUUUCACGCCAGUGUCACCGCGGCAUUGUCCCUGUGUAAAAGUGACGGUGCGGACAGGCUUCGACAGCGUGCGCGUCAGCUUCAACUCGAGGUGCUUGCCGAGAGGAGUGCGGCUGCAAAGGAGGGUGUUUGGGGGCGUAUUGCAGAGAUUCUUGAAUAG
Vanrija pseudolonga is the source of this 1623-nucleotide messenger RNA. It is a transcript of the gene CGT, whose product is annotated as UDP-glycosyltransferase 13. The transcript has a single exon. The coding region runs from base 1 to 1623 and encodes 540 amino acids. Gene Ontology annotation, molecular function: UDP-glycosyltransferase activity. NCBI's taxonomy places the organism in Eukaryota, Fungi, Basidiomycota, Tremellomycetes, Trichosporonales, Trichosporonaceae. The record is from RefSeq and is a predicted model, not a curated record.